This is a messenger RNA of Contarinia nasturtii (swede midge), 1938 nucleotides long. RefSeq names its product branched-chain-amino-acid aminotransferase, cytosolic (gene Bcat). Gene Ontology annotation, cellular component: mitochondrion. Bases 334 to 1662 code for a protein of 442 amino acids. Gene Ontology annotation, biological process: L-valine biosynthetic process; L-leucine biosynthetic process. Lineage: Eukaryota; Metazoa; Arthropoda; Insecta; Diptera; Cecidomyiidae. The record is from RefSeq and is a predicted model, not a curated record. Gene Ontology annotation, molecular function: branched-chain-amino-acid:2-oxoglutarate transaminase activity. The transcript has 9 exons.
UGUGGAGUGUACACAUUUUAAAAAUAUUCAGACGAAAAACGUAAAAUAAAGUUUGAAGUGACCGUUAAAAUAAAUAGUUAUCUCAUGUAACGUUGGAAAAUUAAUCAAAUCGUUCGUUUUGAAAAUCAAUUUAUAAUUUUACGGACAUUUAGCAACUUUAACUCUCUAAAAGUGAAAAAAAAUUCCAAUAAAAAGAUAAUAAUAAAGAAAAAAUUAAUUAAAGCAAUAUACAAAUUAUAUCUUCCAAUUAAGACUUUUGAAAAACUGGUCAAUUUUUUUAAAAAAUAAUUUUUAAAUUAUUAAUUUUAUUUAAAAUAAUAUAAAGAAGUAAAAAUGGUAAUACGAAGUAAGCCACUCUGUCGCCAUGUGCUUCGAAAUCAACACAAAUUCAUGCAUUUUUUACAAAGGCAAAUUCGAUUGUGUAGUUCACGUAUUGCACAGCCACUUGAAAGCGCCAUAGAUUUUGAUGAAAACAUUAAAAUGAUUGACAUUCCAGAAGUGGCCUAUCAAACACAGUCUCACCCAAUUGCACAUGAACCCGACAAUGGACACUUAUUUUCCGAAUCAGAUUUGUACGUUCGAUUGGCGGCCCCACAUCAACUUCAACCAAAACCCGAUGCCGAUGCACUUGCAUUUGGAAAAAACUUCACUGAUCACAUGUUGAAAAUUUUCUGGCACAAGAGUUUGGGUGGCUGGCAAAAACCAGAAAUUACACCAAUGGAAAAUCUCGUCAUUCAUCCUGCUGCAAAAGUAUUGCAUUAUGCUGUUGAGCUAUUUGAAGGGAUGAAAGCGUACCGCGGUGUUGAUGGAAAAAUUCGUAUGUUCAGACCAAAUAUGAAUAUGAACCGUAUGAAUUUAUCAGCAAAACGUUCGGGGCUACCUACAUUCGAUGGAGAUGAAUACAUAAAAUGCAUGCAACGGCUUGUAUCAAUCGAUCAAGAAUGGGUUCCUCACACAGAAAAAGCAUCACUAUAUCUACGGCCAACUCUUAUUGGUAUUGACCCCACACUUGGUGUUGCCUCGUCUGAUUCAGCAUUACUAUAUACAAUUUUAAGUCCAGUUGGCGGUUAUUUUGACAAAAAAGACACCGAAAAAUCCGAGGCCGUUUCUUUACUGGCAGACCCGCAAUAUACACGGGCGUGGCCAGGAGGAGUUGGAGAUCGAAAAAUGGGUUCCAACUACGCACCGACAAUUCACGUACAAAAAGAAGCAGCUUCAAAGGGAUUACAACAGGUUUUAUGGCUUUAUGGACCUGAUCAUCAGCUAACAGAAGUUGGUACAAUGAACAUUUUCGUACUAUUCGUUAAUGAACAAGGAGAAAAAGAAUUGAAAACGCCACCAUUGAAUGGGCUUAUUUUGCCGGGGAUUACUCGAGACUCAAUACUACAUUUGGCAAAACAAUGGAAUGAUUGUAAAGUGACUGAAGGUACAAUUACGAUGCAAGACAUCUGCAAACUGAUUCAAGAGGAAAGACUUUUGGAAAUGUUUGGAGCUGGAACUGCCUGUACUGUCAGCCCGAUUGAGCGGAUUCAGUAUUUGGGUACUGAUCUGAUGAUACCAACAAUGGAGCAAGAAAAACCGUUAUUCGGUCGCAUCAGGCAAACAUUGACAGCCAUUCAGUAUGGAAAAAUUGAACAUCCGUGGGCUGUAGCCAUCGAUUAAUCGAUAUUUGAAUACUUAUAUGAAAAAUUAUGAAUUAUAAAAUCGAUUAUGACAUGCUAUCGUCAAUCAUUUCGAUACAUUUUUGUUAUUCCAUUUCUCACCGCAUAUAUCAUGAGAUUGUACAACUUGAAAGUGUUCACCUUUUUAAACUUUCAUACAAAACAAAGCAGUCUUAUGAGACCAUUGACAUAUUUAUUAUGAAUAAUGUACAAAAUUUUUAUUAAAAUUGACAAUAAAUGUAAGUCGACAGACGCUAUUUUUGAUAAAAAAUUUAAA